Molecule: messenger RNA, 1587 nt
Organism: Drosophila innubila
Lineage: Eukaryota; Metazoa; Arthropoda; Insecta; Diptera; Drosophilidae
Product: actin-87E
Exons: 2
Coding region: 94-1224 (376 amino acids)
Biological process (GO): mitotic cytokinesis
Source: RefSeq, a predicted model, not a curated record
GCAGACACUCGCAGUUCUACAGCGAAAGUGUUGCUAUACAAUUUAUAAAUUUUCCUUUUUCCUACGUCGACACAAACGUGAAAAGUCGCCAAGAUGUGUGAUGAUGAGGUUGCCGCAUUAGUCGUGGACAAUGGUUCCGGAAUGUGCAAAGCUGGCUUUGCCGGAGACGAUGCACCCCGUGCCGUCUUCCCCUCGAUUGUGGGUCGUCCACGGCAUCAGGGCGUGAUGGUGGGCAUGGGCCAGAAGGAUUCCUAUGUGGGCGACGAGGCGCAGUCCAAGAGAGGUAUCCUGACGCUGAAAUAUCCCAUUGAGCACGGCAUCAUUACCAACUGGGAUGACAUGGAGAAGAUCUGGCAUCACACUUUCUACAAUGAAUUGCGUGUCGCACCCGAGGAGCAUCCCGUCCUGCUCACCGAGGCCCCCCUGAAUCCCAAGGCCAAUCGCGAGAAGAUGACCCAAAUCAUGUUUGAGACAUUCAAUGCUCCGGCCAUGUAUGUGGCCAUCCAGGCGGUGCUCUCACUGUACGCCUCCGGUCGUACCACCGGUAUUGUGCUCGAUUCCGGUGAUGGUGUCUCCCACACGGUGCCCAUCUAUGAGGGUUAUGCCCUGCCCCAUGCCAUAUUGCGUCUGGAUUUGGCUGGUCGCGAUCUCACCGAUUACCUGAUGAAGAUCCUUACCGAGCGUGGUUACUCGUUCACCACCACGGCGGAGCGUGAAAUUGUGCGUGACAUCAAGGAGAAACUGUGCUAUGUCGCCCUGGACUUUGAGCAGGAAAUGGCCACCGCUGCUGCCUCCACAUCGCUGGAGAAAUCCUAUGAGCUGCCCGAUGGUCAGGUCAUCACCAUUGGCAAUGAGCGUUUCCGCUGUCCCGAAUCGCUGUUCCAGCCCUCGUUCCUGGGCAUGGAAUCGUGCGGCAUCCAUGAGACUGUCUACAAUUCGAUCAUGAAGUGCGAUGUGGAUAUCCGCAAGGAUCUCUAUGCCAACAUUGUCAUGUCCGGUGGCACCACCAUGUAUCCGGGUAUCGCCGAUCGCAUGCAGAAGGAGAUCACCGCCCUGGCGCCAUCCACCAUCAAGAUUAAGAUCAUUGCACCACCAGAGCGCAAAUAUUCCGUCUGGAUCGGUGGCUCCAUUUUGGCCUCCCUGUCCACCUUCCAGCAGAUGUGGAUCUCUAAGCAGGAAUACGAUGAAUCCGGCCCUGGCAUUGUUCAUCGCAAGUGCUUCUAAGCCAACACACACACACACACUUGCACACACACAUGCACACACACUUGCACACACGCACAACAACAUAAGCACAAUUUGAGCUUUAUGAGAUUAACAAUGAUUAAUUUUAAGUGAAAACCUCUUGCUGCCCUGCCUGUCAAUCAAUCAAUCAGUCAAUUAAUGCAUCAAUCAAACAAUGGAUCAAUCAGACAGCAACGAAAUGUAUUAUAUAUAUAUAUAUUAAUAUUUAUUGGAAGUGUCGCUAAUGACGAAAGGAGAACUUAAUAUGAGAUUUAAACUUAAACCAAACCAAAAAACAACAAAAAAAAAAAACGAGUCUAAAUUUUACAGUCUUACAAAUAAAUAGCAUCCAUUUUAAUUAAA